Molecule: messenger RNA, 1323 nt
Organism: Styela clava
Lineage: Eukaryota; Metazoa; Chordata; Ascidiacea; Stolidobranchia; Styelidae
Source: RefSeq, a predicted model, not a curated record
UGGAAUCGGAACUGGGAGAUGUAAUUUAUCUAUCUUAUCUGGUCGAGCGGAGCAUCAAUGCGUUAUCAAAAUCGGAACCCAAAGGGGUAUUCACACCUUUUCACAACGACGAAAUUAGUCCUUUUCUUAUCAGAAAUCAGUGAAGUGAUCACACACGAGUCAUUGUUGAUUGUAGAUAAAUCGUAGUUCGAAAAUUACCUUAUUAUAUGGAUCAGGCAAGAUACAACACGACGCAAAAAUUCAUUUAUUGUGGGUUUGUGUAUUACGAACGUUUCCGAUUUGGCAGCUAAAGUAGCAGGAAAAAUGAGUGAAAUAUUCUUCAUCGCGUUACGAGAAAACAUCUUGCUAAAAUUUAAUUAAUUGUAUGGAAACGAGAAUAUAUAAACUCAUCCCAGAAUGAAUUAUCAAUGUAGUUUGUCCUAUUUGGAUUCCAAGGAAUCUCAUUAUUCGAUUGUUCCGAAAGAGAGUUUGCUGAAAUUUAAUAACCUUGUCUAUUUGAAAACUGAUUGCUAUACUACAUCGUUCCACAAUGAACAUCUUUACAGGCCAGAAUGUGUUGAAUAGUUCUGUCAACUACAGAGAAUUUCAAAGUCAAAGCCACGAGUUUUUCGGGCAGAGGGUUUCCGCUCCAAUGAAAUCAGGUGAUCCACGAAGUGUGAAAUAUCGAUGCCAAUCUACAGGAGUUAACAACGAAAAUAUUCCAUUCACGACUCCAAAAAAUCAACAAUGCAAAUUGAACGGAAAAUUCUCCACAAAAGAGAGAUCGAGACAGCAUCCAUACGCAUUAAACAACGCUAUAUGUGAAAAUCGACAUCUCACAUCAAAAAGAACAAUCGCAAGCCAACGAGAAAAGAAACGUGUUCAAAUUGUUACGAAACAGCUUCAUGUUUUACGUGAUCAUCUUCCGUAUGAUUGGUUGCCGAGACAACAGGGAGAAAAAAUCUCUAAAAUUUCAGUUUUGCGAUGCGCGAUUUCUUAUAUUUCAUACUUGACAAAAGUUGUGAAGGAUCAAAAUGAAGGAGCCGAUUUGAAUGGCAAAGAAUCAAGCGAUGACAUCAUGUCCGAAAACAACGAAGAUAUAGACGUCGACUUCCAAGAAAUUCUAGAAUAUAUCGAUAACUUUUACACAGAUACUUCGAUUAAUCAAAGUAUAAAUUCAGAAAUUUGUAAUUACUCCAUACCAAGUUCGAGCAUUUCUAACUUUCGAUAAAAUGUUUCUGUUGAUAAUAUUUUUACUCCUGAAAAAUCAUUUUCAUUUGUUAGUUAUUUUCUUAUUUCAUUUGUUUUGUUUUUUAUUUUUUUUCUUAGCUAAAAUAUCGUAGU